Molecule: messenger RNA, 1047 nt
Organism: Exserohilum turcica Et28A
Lineage: Eukaryota; Fungi; Ascomycota; Dothideomycetes; Pleosporales; Pleosporaceae
Exons: 2
Coding region: 1-1047 (348 amino acids)
Biological process (GO): U6 snRNA 3'-end processing
Cellular component (GO): nucleus
Molecular function (GO): 3'-5'-RNA exonuclease activity
Source: RefSeq, a predicted model, not a curated record
AUGCCCCUGGUGGCCUAUCCAGAUUCGGCCUCGGACGAUGACAGCCAUCACGGCGCCGCCGCCGCCGCUGCUGCUGCUCGAGAUAACGACGGCCUCGCCAAGCCUGCCCUUCCCAAGCGGAAACACAGCCAUGCCGCCGACGAUGCUGCCCAGGCCCGGCCUCUGCCUCUGCCUCUGCCACCACUGCCCGCAGCAUUCCACGACCUCUACGCGGCAAAUGCCCGCGUCAGCACUAGCGACAAUCCAGACCUCCACGGCGGCCGUCGACGGGCGGUGCCUCACGUGCAGGGUAACUGGCCCAGCCAUGUCUACUUAGAGUGGGUGCCAACACAGGCCGAGUCCAAUGCUCUGCACAGCCUCAUCCAGCACGUGCGCGAUUUGCUCGAGGCUGGGAAUGCCCGGCGUGUCAAGAAGCUGCCCAUGCCAGACAUCAUCCCCUCGCUCCAGUCAGAUCUAGGUGCGUUGCUGCCUCUGCAUGUAUCUCUAUCGCGGACACUGCAAAUCAAGACCCAUGACAGGGAUGCCUUUCUCGACGCCCUGAGAGCUUCCCUGCGGCGGUGCGCAGUGUCCGCAUUUACUUGCGAAUUCCAGGGCCUGAAAUGGGUGCCCAACUUUGAACACAACCGAUGGUUCUUGGUCCUGAGCAUAAAGCGCCCAGAGAACGAUGAAUUAAACACGCUCCUGCGUGCUUGUAACCAAGCUGCCCAAAACACUGGCCAUCCAGGUCUGUAUACCGGCGGCGCAGGAGACGGCCCGAUGGACGUCGACCACAAGGAUGGUCCCAAGAGAAGAAGGGUGGACGGAAAUGAAAUUGGGCCCAAGGAUUGCUCGCAACAUUUCCACGUCAGCAUAGCUUGGAACCUGACUGAGCCCGAGGCUGAGUGGACGACUCUGGUUCAAGCGAUUGAGGCGAGUAGGUAUAUUAAAUCCCCAGAAGCUUCAUUCGACGCUGUAAAGGUCAGGAUUGGAAACGCUGUCCAUAGCAUCGCUCUGGGCCCCAAAAGGCCUGGUCUAGGAAUCCGUGGCCGAGUCUUGGGUUUGACUUGA